AUGUCAACAGACAACAUCUUUAUGCUUUUCUAUGAACCUUCAAGCUCUUCUCUAAUGGAAGUAAUCAAAGAAGAGAUUUCAGAAACGCAACAUCUUUUUCAAUCCGAAGAACAAACUUCCCUAGGAAAGAGAAAGAUAAAUUUGGUUGUGAAGUCAGAAGAUGAAAGGGAAGUGAAGAGAGUAGCCCUCUUCUCUCAAGAACCUCUAAAAGAAGUAGAAGAAGACAUUGAUAUGACUGAAGAAGAUCAAGAAAGAGAGGAACAUAUAGAAAACGAGUUGAUCAUGGAAGAUAGUGUUCUUGAAGAAGAAGAGUAUGUCGUUGACUUUGAUGGAUUCUUUUGA
This is a messenger RNA of Arabis nemorensis, 342 nucleotides long. NCBI's taxonomy places the organism in Eukaryota, Viridiplantae, Streptophyta, Magnoliopsida, Brassicales, Brassicaceae. The record is from the annotation of a GenBank genome assembly.